Anneissia japonica is the source of this 1177-nucleotide messenger RNA. Its product is annotated as 25S rRNA (adenine(2142)-N(1))-methyltransferase-like. NCBI's taxonomy places the organism in Eukaryota, Metazoa, Echinodermata, Crinoidea, Comatulida, Comatulidae. The transcript has 7 exons. Gene Ontology annotation, cellular component: nucleolus. The record is from RefSeq and is a predicted model, not a curated record. Gene Ontology annotation, molecular function: rRNA (adenine) methyltransferase activity. The coding region runs from base 194 to 991 and encodes 265 amino acids.
GCCUAAGCUGAAUACUGGGCCUGGCUGAUGAAUACUGCUACGCUCAUCUAGGCUAGGCUUAAGCCUAAAGAAAUUUUAUCAUAAGAUCUCAUAAAAUUGAUAAAUAGGGUACUUCCUGACCAAAACAUAAGGUAUUACAUUUCCUGUCUUUUAACUCAUGAUAGACAUCUUGAAGACGUAGACUUCAAACAAAAUGAAGAAGAAAAAGAAUCGUGUACCUGUUACUGCCAGCCAACACCAGCUGAAAAAGAUAAAGAAAGACUGUAAGCUGAUUUCAAGAUAUCAUGUUUUAAAUAAAGAACUAGAGAGAUUAAAAUCAGUGGACACCAAACAGCCUAACAAAAAUCAGAAGAUGAAACUGAUCGCACAAGAACUAGAACAGGUGGGAGGUAUAGAUACAUACCAAGCAACAUCAAGCUUAGGUGAAUUUAAAAAUGGAAGAACAAAUUCAGCAAAAUGGGUUGUGGCACAGUUGAAAGAGCAUCGUAUAAAGUCAACAACCUCUGCGAAACUGAGAUUACUAGAUGUGGGUGCUUUGCAUCUGAACUAUGCGAAACAGAAGUGGAUUGAUAGUACUGCAAUUGAUAUUAAUCCUACUCAACCUGGGAUCCUCAAAGCUGACUUUUUUGAUCUUAAAGUGAAGCCAAGUGAUGCUUAUGAUGUCAUUGUUCUAAGUCUUGUUCUAAAUUUUGUUGGCUCACCGCAUCGUCGAGGGGAAAUGCUUCAGAAAUGUCAUCGAUUUUGUAAAAAAAUGGGAUAUUUAGUUAUUGUUUUACCGUUGGCCUGUGUGACCAAUUCACGUUACCUAACACAUGAUCACUUGGUGGAUAUAAUGGAUAGCCUUGGAUUUACGCUGAUAUCAUCUCACAACAGCCGCAAACUCAGCUAUAAGAUGUUUCAGCUAACAGAGGAAUCAAUGCAAAAAACAUUCAAGAAACAGAUAGUGAAUAAGGGAACAAAAUGCAAUAAUUUUUCAAUAGUGAUUAGGUAGCAAAAGUGUAUAAUUGUCAGCAAAGGUUAUAAAUCUCUUUAAUUGGUUGGGUGGGGAGCUAAAAUGAGUGAUUACUGUGAAUUCGCCACAUUAUGGAUAAGACAGUUGUCUUUUUAUUAAUGACUUGCUACUGUAUCAUAGCUAGCUAAAGAUGGUUUGCUUCAAUAAAAGUUAUGCAUGAAUAUA